Messenger RNA from Engraulis encrasicolus (European anchovy), 1406 nucleotides. Its product is annotated as protein mono-ADP-ribosyltransferase PARP12-like. The transcript has 9 exons. Gene Ontology annotation, cellular component: nucleus. Gene Ontology annotation, molecular function: NAD+-protein mono-ADP-ribosyltransferase activity; NAD+ poly-ADP-ribosyltransferase activity. Bases 129 to 1406 code for a protein of 425 amino acids. Lineage: Eukaryota; Metazoa; Chordata; Actinopteri; Clupeiformes; Engraulidae. The record is from RefSeq and is a predicted model, not a curated record.
CCUACCACUGGCAGAUCAGAGGGAUUUUCCAUUGGAAAGAUCUACCCAACAACCAGGAAAUAGAGCGAGACUACUGCAACCCUGCCAACACACAACAUGCUGGAUCCCCACCCAUAAAAUUCACCACAAUGACCUGUGGAUUGUCUAAGGUACGUCGUCUCUCGAUGGGGAACACAACAUGGGUGUGGUACUGGAAAGAGGCAGAGGGAAAAUGGAGGGAGUAUGAGAUAAGUGAUGGGCUGGAGAGGCGAUAUCUUGCUGGUGAAAAAACACUGGCAUUCACUAUUGGAAUUCACCAAUACGAACUGAGAUUCUCAGAUAUGGUCCAGAAAAACAUCAGCACUAAAAUGGAGAGGCAGGUGAGAAGAAGGCCCCUGCUCCAGAACGCCCCCAACGGUAUACCAACUUACUGGGAUCCUAAUCUGUUGCCUUCAGUAGGAUAUGAGAAAAUAAAGCUGAAAAGGUCAUCAGAAUAUUCCACAAUCCUCAGUCUCUUCGACAGAACAAUGCAAGGCCCAAGAUGGGACAUCUUAAAUAUUGAGCGGAUUCAGAAUUUACUCUUGUGGAACUUCUUCACAUUGCAGAAACAUGACAUGAAAGCCAAAACUGGUAAAGAUGUUGAUGAGAGAUUCCUCUUCCAUGGUACCGACUCAAAACAUGUGGACGCUAUCUGCAGUGGCAACAUCGACUGGAGGAUGUGUGGCAAGAACGGGACAUCUUAUGGAGAAGGAUCCUAUUUUGCCAGUGAUGCAAAGUACUCCAGCAGCUUCACCAGCAAACUUGGACCUAAGUCCAUGUUUGUGUGCCGGGUUCUGGUCGGAGACUUCACCAAGGGAGAAAGGAAUUACAAAAAGCCUCCACUCAAAGAUGAACAUCAAAAUAUACCCUUUGACAGCUGCGUGAACGACCCUGACAACCCCAGCAUAUUUGUCAUUUUUGAGAAGAGUCAGAUCUACCCACAGUACCUCAUUCAAUAUCUUGAUCUCAAAGAGAAGAUGAACCCUGAGUUGGAUAUCUCCAGUCUGAUUCGCCCGUCCGUCCCAGCCAACGCUUCUCAGUUGCCUUCACCUGCCGUGGCAGCCAGUGGGGUACUGUCUUCCUCUGAUGCAUCCAAGAGCACAGCCACAGUCACACUGCCCUCUGCAGGACCCAGUGGAACAGUACAACUGGCACCUCAAAUGGGCCAGAGGGAGGCUUUUUCAGAUUCAUUUGACUUCAGUUCAGUCUCAAAUAAGAACUCCGCUGCUAGUCAUGUUCUCCCUCCCCCUCCUCAUCCUCAACUGAUCCCAACCACUGACAAAGCCUUCGAUGACUUCAGCUGUUUCAUCAAAUGCACCUCGGUUGCCUUCAGCUGCUGUGGCAGCCAGGAAUGGGAGAGCAUCGACGUCUUCCUCUUCAGCCGCUGA